Molecule: messenger RNA, 1274 nt
Organism: Manihot esculenta (cassava)
Lineage: Eukaryota; Viridiplantae; Streptophyta; Magnoliopsida; Malpighiales; Euphorbiaceae
Product: protein DOWNY MILDEW RESISTANCE 6
Exons: 4
Coding region: 118-1131 (337 amino acids)
Source: RefSeq, a predicted model, not a curated record
GCUGAGAACUCAUAUGAGCCAUCGCCUUGGAGAUUAGACACGAUGACUCUACGCAGAAAACAAGGGUGUCCAUCCUGCUGCUAAUCUUUUUAUAUAUACUUAGUAUCUAUAUACCCCAUGGACACUCACACAAAAGUUCUUUCCUCUGGAAUCCGGCACUCAAACCUCCCGGAAAGUUACAUCCGGCCGGAAUCCGAACGUCCUCGGCUAUCAGAAGUUUUACCAUGCAAGGACGUUCCGGUUAUCGACUUGGGUUGUGAAGAUAGGACCAAAAUUGCGCAGCUAAUCGGCGACGCCUGUGCUAACUACGGGUUUUUUCAGGUGGUAAAUCAUGGAGUGACCAUAGAAGAUGUGGAGAAAAUGUUAGGAGCGGCAGAUGAGUUCUUCAAGUUGCCAGUGGAAGAGAAGCUGAAGCUUUACUCAGAUGACCCAUCAAAGACAAUGAGACUUUCUACAAGUUUUAAUGUGAAUAAGGAGAAAGUUCACAACUGGAGAGAUUAUCUGAGACUCCAUUGUUAUCCUCUUCACCAGUAUGUGCCUGAGUGGCCUUCUAAUCCUCCUUCAUUCAAGGAGAUUGUGAGUAAUUACUGUGCGGAAGUUCGAAAACUUGGGUUUCGGUUGCAAGAACUGAUUUCAGAGAGCUUAGGGCUUGAAGGAGACUACAUAAAGAGGGUAUUGGGUGAACAAGGGCAACACAUGGCAGUGAACUAUUACCCACCAUGUCCAGAGCCAGAACUCACCUAUGGAUUACCAGGACACACAGACCCCAAUGCUCUCACAAUUUUACUUCAAGACUCUCAAGUUUCUGGCCUUCAAGUUCUUCAGAAUGGCAAAUGGUUUGCUGUUAAUCCUCACCCAAAUGCUUUUGUCAUUAACAUUGGGGAUCAGUUACAGGCACUGAGUAAUGGCAAGUACAAAAGUGUAUGGCAUAGAGCCGUUGUUAAUGCAGAAAAAGCUAGGAUGUCUGUUGCUUCCUUCCUUUGCCCACAUGAUGAUGCUGUAAUUAGCCCAGCAACUCAACAACAUGGAGUUGGAGCCAUAUAUAGGGAUUUCACUUAUGCUGAAUAUUAUAAGAAGUUUUGGAGCAGGAACUUGGAUCAAGAGCAUUGUUUGGAACUUUUCAAGAACUAGCUUCCUAAUAUUCAAGAGCAUUGUUUGAAUAUUCUUAUCUAUUUCUGCAAAUUUCCUAUAUAUGUUACCAUCAAGGACAUUGGUCAUUCAAUGUGAGGGACACUGCACUAUAAUAUUCAAAUAAAGUUAAUGCUCAGCAUCAA